Messenger RNA from Malania oleifera, 975 nucleotides. RefSeq lists its product as uncharacterized. NCBI's taxonomy places the organism in Eukaryota, Viridiplantae, Streptophyta, Magnoliopsida, Santalales, Ximeniaceae. The record is from RefSeq and is a predicted model, not a curated record. The transcript has a single exon. Bases 329 to 760 code for a protein of 143 amino acids.
UGAUUGCGAAUUGGGAGGGAGGUAAGUUAGCUGUACCUGUACGCGACAACUCUGUCGGCCAAAUCAAUUCCAUCUUCUUCUUCUUCUUCAGAGGGUUCUGUUUCUCUUCGAUCUCAGAGAGGAUCUCAUUCCUCUCUCUCUCUCUUUCUCUCUCUCUGAUCACUUGCAAUUUCUGCCAUAAAGGCAGCCUGCUACGAAUCUGUCAUCUUAAUUUAUAUAUCCAACUAUUCAUCAAUACACACACACACGCGUAUACACAUUUAGAGAUCACUGGUCCCCCCCCCCCCCUUCUCCCCCAAAUUCGAUUGGUUCAUAUAUAUAUAUAUUCAUGUCGGAAUCCGAUAAGGAUGCAUCCAACGUUGGCGGCGAAGAUAGGGUUGGUUGCGGGAACGAGGGGGGCGAAGACGAAGAGGACGGCGACGUAGAUGAUGGAAUUGGGACUGGGAUUGAGAGGAAAAAGCAGAAAACACAGAGACAUGGGCGUGGGAUUAGGAGAGCUACGCGCGCGAUAUUCCUCUCUCCGCUGGGAAGAGCCAAGAAACGACUUCUACCAUACAGAGGAAAUGCAGGAGGCAGGAGGUUUGGGGGUGGUGGUGGUUGUUACUUGUGUUUAACGCGGCCUCAAACUAUGGAAUCGCCGGCGGAGUCGCCGGGAAGCGACCCCAACAGUCCAGAAUUCACUUAUGAGCUAUUGAAAGCCCUCAUAGAGAACAACGAUUUCUACUCGAAGGACUGCAAUCCCCACUUGAUAGUAAAUUAAAAUGCAAUCCCUAGCUAUACCUAUACCUCCCUUAAUCCCCUUUUCCCUUCAAUUUUCUUCAUCGACGGAUUGAUCCGUCCCAUUCAUCCAUAUACAUUGUGCUCGCGAUGCUGCUAUUCGAUCGUUCAGAAAAUUCGUAAGAGCUUUUUUCCCCUUUCUUUCUUUCUGAAAGAAUUCCCAAAUCAAUUAAUGAAGAUAUUUGAUGGAUCUGCUCA